GACCACUAGUUAGAAGACAGAUAUUUAGAUCAUUACCCCUUAAAUAGCUUGAUCUAAAGGAAGCUCUUAACUUCGCUCUCACCAAGGCAUCAUCUCAGUGAACUUGAUCUCUUGAAACAAUGGACAAGAUUCAGCACAGCCAUGUUCAAGCGAAAGGACUUAAGCUUCAUGUGGCCGAGAUUGGAACUGGUCCUAAGGUGGUGGUGUUCUUGCAUGGAUUCCCAGAAAUUUGGUAUUCAUGGAGGCACCAGAUGAUCGCCGUGGCUAAUGCUGGCUACCGAGCAAUUUCUGUUGAUUUUAGAGGUUAUGGACUCUCAGAGCAUCCAUCAGAGCCAGAGAAGGCAACCUUUAAUGACUUUGUUGACGAUGUUGUUGCCCUUCUUGAUUCUUUGGGCAUUACUAAGGCUCAUAUUGUUGCAAAGGAUUUCGGAGCCUUCGUAGCAGCCAUGCUGGCUAUACUCUACCCUGAUAGGGUGUCCAGCAUCGUCUUACUUGGCGUUCCUUUCCUACUACCAGGUCUCUCUCCUCUUCAGAGUCAACUUCCUCUCAUUCCACCAGGCUUUUAUAUGUUAAGGUGGAUGAUUCCAGGAAAAGCUGAAGCAGAUUUUGCCCGCUUUGACGCGAAGACAGUGAUACGAAAGGUUUAUAUUAUGUUCUCUGGAAGUCUACCCCCUGUUGCUGCUGAUAAUCAGGAGAUUAUGGACUUGGUUGACUCCUCUGCUCCGCUACCACCAUGGUUCAGUGAGGAGGAGCUCGCAGAGUAUGGAUCUCUAUACGAGAAAUGCGGCUUCCGUACGGCAUUGCAAGUUCCAUACAGGACUAUGAUGGUUCCUUGCGGUCUGGAUGAUCGGAAAAUCACAGCUCCAGGACUUGUAAUCGUGGGAGAGAAAGACUACAUCAUGAAAUUCCCAGGGUUGGAAGACUACAUUAGGAGUGGCAAAAUCAAGGAGUCUGUGCCCAAUUUGGAUGUCACAUUUAUGUCAGAAGGAAACCAUUUCGUUCAAGAACAAGCUCCUGAGGAGGUGAAUCAACUCAUCAUUUCCUUCCUCAACAAACACUGCGAAUAAAGGAGCUGGAGCUAGUACGUAGGUAGAAAUUCAGUUGCUACUUUUAUCACCCUUAUUUGCAGCAGAUGGCUAUGGCCGGUCCUUGCACAGGAAUCCUGUGUUUGCACUGUGAAUAAAGGAGCUCAUCUCCUACAACAAUAAUGACCUCAGUUAUGUCGACGUUGAAUGUAUUAGAAGAACAUCUGUUUUUCAGUUUAAUUAAAUGUGUUAUUCACCAUUGUGGAGU
This is a messenger RNA of Theobroma umbraticum, 1293 nucleotides long. RefSeq names its product epoxide hydrolase 3-like. The record is from RefSeq and is a predicted model, not a curated record. Gene Ontology annotation, molecular function: catalytic activity. Lineage: Eukaryota; Viridiplantae; Streptophyta; Magnoliopsida; Malvales; Malvaceae.